Brenthis ino (lesser marbled fritillary) is the source of this 1860-nucleotide messenger RNA. NCBI's taxonomy places the organism in Eukaryota, Metazoa, Arthropoda, Insecta, Lepidoptera, Nymphalidae. The record is from the annotation of a GenBank genome assembly.
AUGGAGGAGACAAAAGUUAUUUAUUAUAUAGACGAUGAGGAGACGCCGUAUUUGGUGAAGAUACCGAUAUCACCAGAAAAAGUGACUUUGUUGGACUUUAAAAAUCAAUUGAACAGGCCGAAUUACAAGUUUUUUUUCAAAUCCAUGGACGAUGAUUUUGGUGUUGUUAAAGAAGAAAUUGUUGAUGAUAACGCUCAUCUGCCGUGUUUUAAUGGUCGUGUCGUGUCUUGGUUAGUUUCUGCGGAGGGUUCAAAUCCAUCGGAUGGCGCUUCACAGUGUACUGAUAGUAACGCUGGGAAAGCUAAGCAAAACAUUCAUGGUGCUCCAACAGCACCUCUGACGAGAGACACCUGUACUGAUACAGACAGCACGAUAAGCUCCCGACCGGGGCAUAGGGCUUCCUGUGACAAAUAUAAAUACAGAGGCUUAAGAAUCAAUGGUCAUUCAAAAUAUGGAAACCAUGGUCUUGAAUACGAGACAGCAUCAGUCCUCAGUUCAGACUUGGACUCCACCAGCUUGUUUGACAGCCAAUCUGAAAUUACAACUACCACUGGCCGACACACAAACGCUUCAGUCGACAGAGCCCUAACUGAGUGCAGUAGUGUCUCACAUUUACAAGUGAGUUCAAGGAAGAGACCUCAAAGACGGCGAAAACGACCCCAGGUUAUGUCAAGAACGUCUUCCUAUUCCUCCAUUACAGAUUCAACUAUGUCGAUGCAUAUUAUAACAGUGACAUUAAAUAUGGAUACAGUGAAUUUCCUGGGUAUUUCUAUUGUGGGACAGUCAAAUAAAGGUGGUGAUGGUGGAAUAUAUGUGGGGAGUAUCAUGAAGGGUGGGGCAGUUGCUUUGGACGGCAGGAUUGAACCUGGUGACAUGAUAUUACAGGUCAACGACGUCAAUUUUGAAGAUAUGACAAACGAUGAAGCAGUCAGAGUUCUUCGGGAGGUUGUCCAAAAACCUGGUCCCAUUAAGUUGGUGGUGGCCAAAUGCUGGGAUCCAAACCCCAAAGGCUACUUCACCAUACCCAGGACGGAACCGGUCAGGCCUAUAGACCCUGGUGCAUGGGUAGCUCACACCCAGGCCCUCCGGGAGGCCUACCCGCCCCCACCCCUGUCAACCCUCCCAGCUGCUUCCAUACCGGAGAGAGGAUCAGAUGCAGGCUCACUCCCAGCGGAGCCCCAACUGUCUGUGGGUAUGGACAUGGCGUUGGUGGUCAGGGCCAUGUUGAGGCCGGAUUCUGGACUAGAGAUCCGGGAUAGGAUGUGGCUGAAGAUUACUAUCCCGAACGCGUUCAUCGGCGCCGACGUGGUCGACUGGAUCCUGCAGCACGUCGCCGGGAUAGUGGACCGUAGGGACGCGAGGAAGUACGCCUCGCACAUGCUCAAGGCUGGUUUCAUAAGGCACACGGUGAACAAGAUCACGUUCUCCGAGCAGUGCUACUACGUGGCGGGCGAGCUGUGCGCCGAGCUGGCCGCGCUGCGCCUGCGCGCGCCCGACCAGGACAGCCUCGCCUCCGACACGCUCGCGCCGCUGCCCAACCCCAACAUGAUGGGCCCCGGAUAUAUGCCGUACGCGGGCUCGUACGGUUACCAGCCGAUACCCUUCAAGUACUCCUCCUGUGUCACCAGCGAGCACACCAUAUACGGAUACAACAGAGAGGAGAGCGUGCUGUCGGGCAGCGGGGGCUCCAGCGCGGGCUCCGACCACCUCACCGCCAAGGAGCCUGCCGCGGCGGGGGCGGCGCGCGAGAACGAGGUGAAGUCCACGUCGAGCGGGUCCGGCGGCGCGGAGGGCGCGCGCCGCUCGCACUCGCACUCCAGCGGCUCCGACCGCGCCAACGACAGGCCCGUGCUCUUCCUA